Phymastichus coffea is the source of this 2121-nucleotide messenger RNA. RefSeq lists its product as uncharacterized. Gene Ontology annotation, molecular function: interleukin-17 receptor activity. Lineage: Eukaryota; Metazoa; Arthropoda; Insecta; Hymenoptera; Eulophidae. The transcript is spliced from 9 exons. The record is from RefSeq and is a predicted model, not a curated record. The coding region runs from base 331 to 2064 and encodes 577 amino acids.
GAACGCGAGGCGCUACUGCGCUGCGCUGCUCCGUUCUACACACUAAGGUAGUAUUGUGUGUGCAUUGGGGGGGACAAGACCGAGCUUCGCGAGCGACGCUCGUUUUAUUAUUAUAUAGUGCGCAUCGUUUAUAUCUAAGGUUCAAUUCGAAGCUCUGUGUCUAUCAUGUAAAUCAAUUAAUCGCCUCAUUUAUUCUGACGCACCGUCAGAAUGCAACGCAUCGAUAUGUUGCGCGACUUACGAUUAUCGUAAACAAGUCCCGUUUGUUUACACACACGCAACGGCAGGCUGCAGAGCAGGCUCUAUGUAGUUGUCUAUCUAACCUCAAACAUGUACGAGGCGCUCUUUUUUAUAAUAUGUUUCAUCACCAAGGAUGUACUCGCGUCCAACUGUUAUUCCAAGUAUUGCGAAAAUACCACGAAUUUUGUAAGGAAAUCACACGAACAAUGUCUAGUUGAUCAAGUACAAAGAGGAGUAGAAUGUCAACAAAUAAGAUUUGAAAAUUUAGGACAUGUGCCACCCAUUGGUGAACCUUUGGCUCAAGUAAUGCUAUCUGCAUAUGUUAGAGAUUUUGGAGUACUGGAAGGGAAGGCAACUGCAUUCAAUUUUUCUAUUGACAAUGUUAAUUUUAAUAGACUGACUACUCGCUAUCAAAGUUUAGGGGAUGAAGAAACUUCUGUUUGUCGACAUGUUCAUUUUUAUAGAAAUCAAACUAAUUAUCGUUUUAAGGACUUUUUUGUAGCUUGUCCAUUUUACAAUAAUUCUUAUGAGAAUAAUACUUAUCGGUUAGAGUAUUUAAUUUCUGGAGAUAAUUAUGAAUAUAGUAGAAAACUUGUGUUUGUUGUUCCUGAUCACAAAUCAAUUGCUGAUAGUGUAAAAAAUGUCGCAUUAUACACACCAUUUGUUUAUGUUGAUGUUUCUGACUCAUCUACAUUAACUUUAUACAUACAACCUUUACCAAAAAGGUUUAAUGUAUCCAGCUAUAAAGUUUGGAUGAUUAAUUAUGACACUAACGUUACAAAAGAAGUCGUACUGUACCAUGUUCAUCGGAAUCACUAUAUUAACUAUAAUUUUUCGGUUAGCGAUGGUGUAAUUUAUUUCAAAGUAGCUGUUCUUCAUUUCAUUUGUCAUCAUGACUAUGGAUGUAUUAACAGUACUUCUCCAUUUAUAAGCAUAAAACAAACUUCUAAUCGAUUACUCAUUAUGAUCAUUAGUUUUAUUUGGAUUCCACCUGUGAUAUUUUUUGCUGCAUAUCAUAUUUAUAAAUUAUAUAAAAGAAGAGAAAUAAUUCAAAGAGCUGAAAAAAAGCCAAAGUGCCUCUUGGUUUACUCACCAUCACACAUGGCACAUGUUAAUGUUAUGGUUGAUUUGGCGCGUUACUUACGUUGUUGUAAUAUUCAUGCGAUGAUUGAUACUUUAGACAUUCCAGAAACUCCCUCAAAGGAUCCUAUUCUUUGGUGUAAUGAAGCAUUCCAAGCCGCGGAUGUAAUACUUAUAGCAGCCUCGCCGCAAACUGGUGAAACUGCUUCGGUUGUUUACCGAAAUAUGGAUACCCAAGCUUUGAGGCUGCUUAAAGAAAACUAUCCUCGUCGCAAUAAACGGUACUAUGUAGUACACUUCCCUUAUUGCAAAGAAGAAGAUAUACCAAGAGAAGCACAGCUAUUUGAACAAUUUAUGAUGCCGGAAGAAUUAGACAAGUUAGUGAAAACGGUUCACGAAGUUGAGUACAUCAGAUUUUUUGCAGCGUCUGAAAAAGAUCUCGUAGAUUCUAUAAAGUUAGCUAAAAUUCACGUGAUUCCAAAACGAAAAAGUUCUCGGAAGAUUGUAGAACACGAAGAUUUAUUACUGCCAGAUUUGGAAGAAAAAGAUCCAUCAAUAGAAGUUAUUCAAUUACAUGAAAUAGAAACUAAAAGCUCUGAUGCAUCUACUAAUAGGAAGUCAUCAAAAUCUUUUAGAACAAAUAUCGAAGAGUUAAAUCUACUAGGUGAAAGUACCGAAUCAGAAGCUUUUGCUUUUAGUCCACCAGCUGGUUCAAAAUUUCGUAUAGACACUUUGGAUUUAUAAAUUGUUGAACCUGCACAAUUUGAGAAAAUGCUUUUAUAAGACUUUUACCUUUAUAUA